Messenger RNA from Oryza brachyantha (malo sina), 1799 nucleotides. RefSeq names its product spidroin-1-like. The transcript has a single exon. Gene Ontology annotation, molecular function: DNA-binding transcription factor activity. The coding region runs from base 214 to 1122 and encodes 302 amino acids. NCBI's taxonomy places the organism in Eukaryota, Viridiplantae, Streptophyta, Magnoliopsida, Poales, Poaceae. The record is from RefSeq and is a predicted model, not a curated record.
CCGCAACAACAACAACAAGAACACAUCCUUUUCUAUUUUCAUUUCCAUAUAUAGAAACACCAACCUCCUCGUCUCCCCUGAGCCAAACCACACCACACUACUACUACUACUGCUACUCUACUCAUCAUCAUCAUCAUCACAUCGGAUAUAUCAUAUCACCUCUCGUUUAAUAAUCGCCUCGCCUUGGUGGCGCGUGCUAAAUAUCGCGGCGAGAUGGACUCCCUUCCUCCGGCGAAGGUGGCGGAUCUGUCGCUGACGCUGGCGCCGUCGGGAGGCGGCGGUGGGGGUGGGGGUGGGGGUGGCGGUGGGGGGGAAGGGGGCGCGUCGUCGGCGUGCAUCGACGGGAAGGACGUGCGGCUGUUCCCGUGCCUCUUCUGCAACAAGAAGUUCUUGAAGUCGCAGGCGCUGGGCGGGCACCAGAACGCGCACAAGAAGGAGCGGAGCAUCGGGUGGAACCCCUACUUCUACAUGCCGCCCACGCCGCACGCGCCCCUCGCCGGCAAUGCGACCGCGGCCGCGGCCGCGCCGCCCGGUGGGAUGUCCGUGCCGACGCCGUCUGGGAGCUACGGCGGCGUCGGCGCUGUCGCGGCGGCGGGGGCGGUGGCCGGGGCUGGUGGUGGUGGUGGAGGGGGAGGCGGAGGCGGAGGGCUCCUCCCGGUGCAUGCGUACGCCGGGCACGGGUACGCCGCCGUGCCGACGUCGUUCCCCAUCGCGUCGCACAGCUCGAGCGUGGUCGGCUCCGGCGGGCUCCAGUACUACGCCCCUCCCGAGGGCGCGGCGACCGCGGCGACGACGACGACGAUACCGGCGGCUGGAGCGGGCGAGGCGCAGGGCGGCGGCGGCGGCGGCGUGCAGGUGCCCCGGUUCGCCACGAACCAGCACCUACUGGCGGCGGUCAGCAGCGGGCGCGCGAUGCUGGGGGCCCCCGACCAGCCCGGCGCCGGGCGGGACGACAUGAUCGACAUGCUCAACUGGAGGCGAGGCUCCCACGGCCCCACCGCCUCGGCCGCCGCCACCACUCCGUCCCCGACCAGCACCACCACGACGCUCACCACCUUCGCCAGCGCCGACGGCCACAACGGCGAGGAGCAAGAGGAGCUCGACCUCAACCUGAGCCUCUAGCUACCACUACACACGGAGGCGGCCACACCUCGAUCUCCACCUCCACCCCCCCAACCCAAGACGACAAGGUUAAUCACCAUGUUCUUCUCCUACCUAGCUCACCACCAUCUCCUCCUCCAAUCCCUCCUCCUCCUCCUCGUGUGAUUAAUCUCUCUUCUUGCCAUCUCCCUUCUUGCUCCUAAAUUAGCUCUUAGGGACGUUAAUUAAAUUAAUCUCAGUUCUUGCCUCUCCUUUCACCCCCUCUCACCUGUAUGUUAAUGUUAGUACUCCUUGUAAUCGAAUCGAUCAAUCAGUCUCCUUUUUUUUUCAUUUCUUUGCAUCUUUUUCUCUCCUCCUUCCAUUUUGCCAAUCGAUUUCUUGGGCUUCUUUGAUUGUUUGUUUUAGCUUUCAUGUGUUGCCUCUGCUGCUGCUGCUGCUAUAUCUGUGACUGUCUCUGUACUUGGAUCGAUGGCUCCUGCAGCCAACCGCGGUGCAAUGGCCUGCAGGCUGCUACGUACUGUUCAUCUCAUGCUCGAAUCGCCAUUGACAUGGCCGUCUACUCAUCAUACCUACGUAUAGUAGCGUUUUCUUUUCUUUUCAAUUUCUUCCGACCGUGUUCUCUGGCUGCAGCUGCGUCUACGUGCCUGUCAAUCCAUUCAACUACGCUCAUGUAUUCUCCUAGUUGCAAUUGUCUAUCA